AUGUGCUCGGAAAAGAUCAGCAAUGAAUGUUCACCUAAAUCAAAAUAUUUGAGACCAAGAGUGAAGCAGCCUCAUCUACCACUACCUACUAGUUUCAAGUACCAUCAAAUACGUGGUUACAGAUAUAGCUGGAGUCUUCAACUAGCAAAAUCAUAUCUAUUAUCUUGGACUUGUGUUCAGCUGUGGCACACACUCACAAAACAUAUGAAAAAAUAUAAACAUAUGAGGACAACAACAACAUCUAGAUUGUAA
Macrosiphum euphorbiae (potato aphid) is the source of this 252-nucleotide messenger RNA. The record is from the annotation of a GenBank genome assembly. NCBI's taxonomy places the organism in Eukaryota, Metazoa, Arthropoda, Insecta, Hemiptera, Aphididae.